Pseudoliparis swirei is the source of this 2345-nucleotide messenger RNA. RefSeq names its product calmodulin 3a (phosphorylase kinase, delta) (gene calm3a). The coding region runs from base 213 to 662 and encodes 149 amino acids. The record is from RefSeq and is a predicted model, not a curated record. The transcript is spliced from 6 exons. NCBI's taxonomy places the organism in Eukaryota, Metazoa, Chordata, Actinopteri, Perciformes, Liparidae. Gene Ontology annotation, molecular function: calcium ion binding.
CCACCGGUGUCGUUGGAUUGACGUUUCCGGGCCACUCUGGUGCAACACGGGGAUACAGAUUCUCCACAGAUUUCCCGAGACACACACCGUAAUAAAGUUUGAUUUAAUUGAAGUGCUUUAUCAAGAGUAUCCGCCAUCCAAUCGAGGUCACAACGAAGCCGUUCACUGGUCGUUUCGUCAUCUUCGCGGAGCUUUGAAACGUCAACGGGACAAUGGCUGAUCAGCUGACUGAGGAGCAGAUUGCUGAAUUCAAGGAGGCGUUCUCGCUGUUCGACAAGGAUGGCGACGGCACAAUCACGACCAAGGAGCUGGGCACCGUGAUGCGCUCCCUGGGACAGAACCCCACCGAGGCGGAGCUGCAGGACAUGAUCAAUGAGGUGGAUGCCGACGGCAACGGGACCAUCGACUUCCCUGAGUUCCUGACCAUGAUGGCCAGGAAGAUGAAGGACACUGACAGUGAGGAGGAGAUCAGAGAAGCCUUCAGAGUCUUUGACAAGGACGGUAACGGCUACAUCAGUGCAGCAGAGUUACGGCACGUCAUGACCAACCUCGGGGAGAAGCUCACCGACGAGGAGGUGGACGAGAUGAUCCGCGAGGCCGACAUUGACGGAGACGGUCAAGUCAACUAUGAGGAGUUUGUCCAGAUGAUGACCGCCAAGUGAAGAGAACUCUGACAUCUCUCUCAACGUUGCUUGUCCUCCUCAGAUCACUGUUUUUAAGAACCAAAAAAAAAAGAACAAUUAUCAGAUGAUAAACCAACGCCCCCUCCCCACCCCCAAAAAGAAAAAAAUCACUUUAGAAUUAAAACAAUUGGCACUUGAGUACAUCCACCUCUACGGUAUCUGUUUAGCAAACACCAGCAGAAUAAUCCCGAGAGAAGUUAACGGGCCGAGCUUUAAGAGGGCCGAGGCCCCGUACUUCAGACCAGGUUUCUGCUGAGUCACCCAGCUCCUGAUUUUAAUUUCGAGGGAGGAGCAACACUGAAAAGGCUGAAGGAUUGGAGCCACAGUUGGUCUCGAGAAAUGUCUAUUUCAUCCUUUCCAAUAUUUAACAAAGAGCUCUAGUCGCUGAAUUAAGUCCUCUUCUUGCAUGCGCCCUUUCUGAGGCGGCCUCUUCUCCCAACCAGGAGGCUCUGGUCAGAACCAGCGGUCAGACCGUGUACACACACACACACACACACACCAGAGGUAUAUACAUUACUAUAUCGCUAUAUAUCUGUAAACAUUUGUGUCACUAUUGGUUAUUGCAAGAGCAAAUAGUUGCGGUGUUGGGCGUUCGCUGGCGCUCGGUUGCGGUUGCAAUACCUUUGGAAGAGUUCAGAGAAGAGCGAGAGGCAGAGAAGUGCUGACGGUGUUCUCCUCUUGGGGGUGACAUGCCGUCUGGUUGUGAGUCGUGGGCGUGACGGCGUGCCUGCAGCGCUGAGUGGAGACACUAGUAUCUGAUAUUGCUUCAGGAGGAUUAUUGAGAAAACAACACUUGCACUGGACUGCAGUUAAUAUAUUUGUUCUGCAACGUUCAGAUAUCCUGUUGAUACAAUAUUGAUGUAAUGCUUUAUGAAUGUGUUCUCAAUUAUUAAUGUAUUAAUGACAACUUUUGGUCACCAAAUAUAUCCAUAUAUAUUAGUGUAUCGUAAAAUUGUUGUAGUAAAUGACCUGUGAUAUGUUUUCCCUUUUUUUUGGGGGGUUUUGAAAUUUGCCAUAAUACUCUAAAACGCCUCGACCUUCUCGCAAGACUCGUAAUUCAAUAGAAAAUAAUACAACUUAAUAAAAUAGCGUAUAAAAAGUACAUGCAGUUGAACAUAAUCACACUUUGGUAUAUAAACUGUGUGGAUAUUAAAAAAGGUUUUUGCUGUAGAAGAAAAAGAAACCAACUGUUGCUGUUGCUAUGACAACUCGUAUGUUACACUCCUUGUCCGUGUUGGUGUCUGAUCUUCGACCAGUCCAGUGGUUCAAACUUCAAUCUGCUUGCCGCUUUUACGGGAAAACUAAAAUACAUAAUAUUCACAACAAACAGUUUGGUGGGCGUGAUGUGUUUUUUAUUUGGGCCGUCGGAGUGGAACUUUUAAGAUGUGGCUGAAAAGGUGUAGCAAAGAAUUCAUCUUCGGAAGUCAGAUCGCUUUUGGCUUUUGAACAGUCGCCUAAAUUUAAGAAGCUGGUUAGCUGAGGUAUCGUUUGAUAUCCUCAGAGCACGAAACUUAAAAUACUGCUCCGCUUGAGGCGUUUAAAUCAGUUAACCUUUUGAUCCGGAAUGUCGGGAAAUUAAUUGACUGUUAGCUUCUGAAGGUACCUCAAAAAAAUGUAAAGAUGUGAUAUUUUACAUAAAUCAAUAAACUGAGCUUUACUUCA